UUUUUUUUUUUUUUUUUUUUUUUUUUUUUAAAAUUGAUUUCUUGUUAUGUAUAUAUUUUUGUGUAUACUAAACUUGGGUGCUGUAUAUUGGUUUUGUUUCUGCUUUUUCCCAUUUCUUAAUUUGAGCUAUGACUUGUUUUUUUCUUCUUCUUGAUUUGUUAUUUUUUGUGUGUAUGUCACUGGGUGAUGUAUAUGAGUUGUCCUUGGAUUUCAGUUACUAUAUGUUGUUUCUUUCUUGUACUUCGACUAUUGUAUUAUUUUGUUUUUGUACUGUUCUUUUACUAUUUGUUUUUGCUUUGUUUUAAGAUUUACAAGAUGUUUUAGGAAUGUACAAGGACUUGUUGGAGGAUCUAUGGCUUUAUUUUCCUCUCCUGUUAUUAUUUGUUGUUAUUUUGCCAAGGGUCUAUCGGAAACAACUUUUUUACGUCACGAAGAUAGGGGUUGGUGAAUCAAGUGAAAUAGUAGAGGAAGUACAACUCUGCGAACGGCAGAGGCAGCAAAACCUACCUCCGGAAGUACCUGAAAGAACCAUUGAUAUACAAACAGAAGAUUUUACGAGGAUAGACAUGCCCCCGUCACCAUUUCAGACUUCCAAAAGAGUGCUUUUCUCUCCAUCAUCGAGCCCUAACCAUGUUAGAUUAAAUGAAUCUCCAGGUCCCUCGUUAUCGAGGGCUAAAUCCUCCAUUAAAUCUCUCCUCCCUAAAUUAAGUUUAAAGUUCCGGAAUAGGACGUCUGAUAUUGAAAAGGCUGCAAUGUUAGCUCUUGGAGCCUCUCCCAUGCCUCAGGACAAGCCUUCAAUUUUCAGGUCUUUAUCCGUUAAGAGAAUUUUCACACCAAAGAUGAAAAGAACUUCAUCAUUGCCGGUAACUCCAAUAGAACACUCUAAUCCAGAAUCAGCGCAUGGUGACUAUGAAGAUGCAGCAUUUUAUUCAGUUAAAGGAGGACUGCAUCCCAUACCUCGCUCACAUUCAGUGCCAACAUUGUUCAAAGAUGAGAGCUUAAAACAGAUGGAUUACGUAGGAAGUGUCUAUCGUGUAGUCCCCUCAACUCCUCACAUGCCAAGACAUGAUGCUACACCAUUGAAUGCAACUCCAACUGUUGGCUCAGAUGAAAAUGCUAAUUUUGGUGAAGACAUCACUCAAGAAGACGCUGUGUGCAGAAUCUGCUUCGUUGAACUUGGGGAGGGUUCGGAAACUUUGAAGAUGGAGUGUAGCUGUAAAGGUGAACUAGCCUUAGCUCAUAAAGAAUGUGCUAUAAAAUGGUUUAGCAUAAAAGGAAACAAGAUCUGUGAUGUCUGUAAUCAAGAGGUUCGCAACUUACCUGUCACUCUUUUGCGGAUUCAAAGUACUAAUCCUAGAGGAAAUGGAGCUCAAAUUGAAUCUGUCGGAUACAGGAUUUGGCAGGACGUUCCUGUUCUCGUCAUCGUCAGCAUGCUUGCCUACUUUUGUUUUCUGGAGCAGCUUUUGGUUACCAGAAUGGGAUCUGGCGCGAUCGCUAUAUCUCUGCCCUUUUCAUGCAUCUUGGGUCUUCUUGCAUCCAUGACAGCAACAACUAUGGUACAAAGGCGAUAUGCUUGGAUUUAUGCUGUCACUCAGUUUGCCUUGGUGGUUCUGUUUGCUCAUGUGUUCUACUCAGUGCUUCGAGUGCAGGCAGUUCUAUCUAUUCUUCUUGCUUCGUUUGCGGGUUUUGGAGGUGUAAUGUGUGGAACUUCUUUUCUUCAUGAGCUUAUGAAAUGGAGGAAUAGAUGGAAUGCUGGGUCAACUGAGCAACAUACUUCUCAAGAAGGGACACAGCCAAAUCAAUCAUCAGAAGUUAGUUCUACACCUCAGGUAGAAAGCCAAACGCGUCAAGCCGAAGAAGCUGGUACUUCUGGAGUUGCCAAUAGAAGUUGAUACAGGCCAAACAUAAUCUCAUUUUAUCAAGAACCAAAGGAGAGUAUACUAUUUUCUGUCUCUUGUUAGCAAAAUUAUUGGAGCGUAUAGCGCUAGUCGUUGCAAGUUGUGCAGCCGUACACAGUUUUCAGUUACACCAAAGCUCUCUCCGAACUUCAGAAUUCUAAAGCGAGACUUGAAAUGAAUUCGACUGGAGGUUCUUGUUCUUUGUCAGUGUAGGAAGUGCGCCGGUUCAUUGUUUGUUCCAGUAGCUAGGCAGUACAUGAAAGGAAACUGAAAUAAUGUAAAUACCAGAAUGCAGAAAUGAUCUAUUCUCCUUUCUAAUUCUGUUGCAAAAUUAGAUCGUA
Messenger RNA from Capsicum annuum, 2239 nucleotides. RefSeq lists its product as uncharacterized. NCBI's taxonomy places the organism in Eukaryota, Viridiplantae, Streptophyta, Magnoliopsida, Solanales, Solanaceae. Bases 327 to 1892 code for a protein of 521 amino acids. The record is from RefSeq and is a predicted model, not a curated record. Gene Ontology annotation, molecular function: zinc ion binding. The transcript is spliced from 8 exons.